AUGUCGACCAAAACCUUCGUUGCGCCAAAUCUCCCAAUAAAAUCGGUUCUUUGCUUCAGAAGUCGCGCCGAAAUCCACCGAGAAUUCGAAGUUCCUUUGGAGAAGGGGUUGAACACCGUUAUUGUUGAGGUGAGUUAGUUUGAUGUUUGCCUUGAAGGGUUUUGCAAAUGAAACUUUCACUGGGCCUUUUAAAAAAGAAAGGAGUGUCAAAGGGCGAUAUAAUAUUUAUGGCAGUAGAAGUGAUCAGAAAUUUGUAGUUUCGGUAAAACAAUAUUUGUCAUCAAAAAGUGAGGAAUUUUUGUUAGAUCGGGCUGAAGAAAAGAAGGGAGGAUAACUUCUUUUCUACACAGAACAGUUGAAAAUACAUAAGAGGAAAACAUCAAUUCUAUUCUUGCCAAUCAACAGCAAAUUCUUUAACUUGUAUUUUGGGCAGUACCAAUAGAAGUAUAAAUUUAACGUCGAUGUCAUAAACUAGACCCACUUUUUAGCGUCUCCCCGCUUCUAUCAUUUCCAACUCGAUCCGAGUUGACGGUGAAUCCUCCAAUGAACAUGCAACCCUCCGAGAUGUCCAAUACAAAGAGUCCUUCACUCCAGAAGAAGACAAUUACUCCGACCAACUCAAGGCUGUGAUCAAAGAUUUGGAAGACCUAAAAGAAGAACAAGACAAGCUCAAUGACCAGGAGGCUCUUCUCGAAACUCGCUCUAAAGCCUUGGAUCGUCUCGUCGAAAACUUGACCUGUCAGACGCCUCGAGACUGCACAGUAAUGGUCACUGACGAAGUUGUCGACAGUUUCAAUCGGACCUUUAACUAUUACGAGACGAAGCAAGCCGAGUCUAAAGCCUCUUUGAGAGCUGUGCAGGUUGAGAAGAAAGCUUUGUACAAGAAGAUCUCCAAUUUGGAAAAACGCGUCCACGAGCUGAAAAAUAUCGACAACUUCAAGAGAUCGGUCCAUAUUUCGCUUGAUGCUGAGGAAGAUGUGACAAUAAAUUUGAAGCUGCAAUAUAAUGUUUAUGGUGCGAGUUGGGACACCUCAUACGAUCUUAGAGUUGAUACGAAGACGAAAAAAUUGUCGCUUCACUAUUUGGCCAGCAUUCGUCAGAUGACUGGAGAGGACUGGAAUGAUGUCCUCAUAUCUUUGAGUACGAAUGAGCCAGAAGAUGCGGGGCAGCUGCCACAGUUGAACACUUUGAUCGCGAAGUUUGAGGAGAAGUUUAAAACGUCUUGUUUAUUCGGGGAUGUGCCUCAGACUCAACAUAGUGAAAGCUUGAUUUACGAACAGUCCGAAACUCACUACGGGGAUAGCUCAAGUCAAAACUUGAAGAAACAUGUAGCCACCGUAAGCAGCAGCUUGGUGGCAACCACUUAUAAUCUCCCACUGGAGAGGACCAUCCUGACAAGACACGAGGAGACCAAGCUCACAAUAGCCGUGAAAACACUUGAUUAUGAUGUGGAACGUCAAGUGGUACCAUCAAAAUCAAAGACUGUCUUCUUGGUUGCCAGUGUUCUGAACUCGACCGAUCUGCAUCUGAUUGAAGGACCAGCGAAGGUCUACGUUGACAACUGUUAUGCGAACACGCUGAACUUGAAGCAGAUCUCGCCGAAUGAGCGGUUCCAAGUUGAACUUGGGAAGGAUCCCAAUGUGAAGGUGGAAUACAAGCCAAGGGACACGUUCCAACAACAAUCGGGGAUGAUUCAGAAGAGCAAUGUCACCGCGAACGAGCAGAAGAUCGUGUUGAAGAAUAAUAAUCAGGAGAACGUGGUGGUCACUGUGUUUGAUCAAGUGCCAAAGAGCAAUGACGAAAGGAUCAAGGUGAAUUCUCGUUUUUAAUAAGGUUUCCUUUUCUUACGAUUUGUUGACUGUGAUCCCCAAUUUCUUUUUUAGGUCAAACUUGGAAUGCCUGAUGUCAAACGCAUUGAGAAGAAGGCUGGUCACAGAAAACAGGAAAUUGGCACCAUCCUCACUGAACAAAAUAUUCUGGAGUGGACUGUGGAGGUUCCAGCCGGCGGACAAUCCGAGCUUCAUAUCAAAUACAACGUGGAAUAUCCCCAAAAUGAAAAUGUCGUCUACGCGGAGCAAUAUUAA
Molecule: messenger RNA, 2084 nt
Organism: Bursaphelenchus xylophilus (pine wood nematode)
Lineage: Eukaryota; Metazoa; Nematoda; Chromadorea; Rhabditida; Aphelenchoididae
Source: the annotation of a GenBank genome assembly